AUUACCGGGACAUGAAUAAAGUUGUUAAAUUUACGGCUAGUCUUUCCAGAUAGCUUUAAAUAUUGGAGCUAAAGAAAACUGUAACAGACUGUAAAGAAUGAUUAACCGGGUACGUCCCCAGCCAGGGUUUCAAAAUGGCGGUGAUUUCCAAAAGGCGGACUUAUUUUAAAACGUAUGAAACUGCUGACUGAUUUUUGAAACUCUGCAAUCUUUGAUUAAACUCCUUCAAUUUACCUGUCAGUGAUGUCUGUUGAUACGAUAACUACUUGUACAACAAUUCAACGUAAUUGUCGUCUGAAAGGAAGGUCUAAACGAAGUAGUAUGAAGAAAGACCCAACCUCAAAAACAGAAUUGACAGAUUUAAAGACACUGCAGAUUAAUGUUGAAGAUAAUCUUGGAUUAGACCAACUGGAAGUCUGCGACAUUCCUCAGGAUAUGCUUUUCCCAGGAGAAUAUAAUGUUUAUCUUCAGGACAGAUUAAAGAGCGUUAUUGAGGAAAAUAAGCAACUGGCUUCUUUACUCAAGGAGAAAGAUGAUGAGGUAAUAUCAAUGCGUGAAAAGUUACAGAACUUGGAACUGUCAGAAAAUGGUUUGCCACUUCACCAUCCCUCCCCGCUUCUUGGCUUGAGCUCAAUACGUCAUGCUGACAUGGCAGCAUGUCGUGUCAUGGAGCUUUCUAAACAGGUGUGUGAGCUAACAGCUCAGUUAGAGGAGCAGAAGUGCAGAUGCUCGCUUGCAGAGAACAAACUUGUGUCUUUUAUUGAGUCCCAAGAAGAAAUAGAACCUGUUUCUCCAGAGAUUCUUACAAGAAAAGAAGCAGAAAUUAAAUCUUUGUCUGAAAAGCUAAGUGCCACCAAUGGCAAACUAUUUGAAUGCCGCAACAAAGUUCAGCAUCUUCAGCAAGAACUUAAAAAUGCCCACAAGGUUCUCUUGUGUGAAGUUGGGGAGGGAAUUUCCAUUUCGGAUCUUAUUUCGGGAGGAGGCAGUACUAGUGGCUGGAGAGGUCGGGCUCAACAAAUCCAUGUAUUGCAGCUGCGAGUGGCAGAGCUCACAGACCGAAUUAAGAAGAGCUCUGACUUCCGCAUAUAUGAUAGCUUAUCCCAUUCAUGUGAUGGGCCAAAGUGCUCAGCAAAAGAACGGAAGGCAUCCUUAGAAAGUGCUCAGCAAGAGGCACGUGCUGUUCAACAGCAACUUAAUGAACACAUUCGUAAGUUGGAUGCUGCUAAGGCUCGUAUUAAAGUGCUGGAAACUGAGAUAAGUUCUUGCAAAUCACGCAUUCAACUGCUUACGGACAAGGGCGUUAGAGAUGAAGAUUUUAUCCACAUUCUUCAGGGGCAAAUUAACCAGCUGGAGGGGAGAUUGCAUCUUUGUAAAGAUGAAACCCGCAUGGAGAUAAAGAAAUCUGAGAAGCACUAUCAGCAACUUUUAGAUGAUCAUAGAUUGGAAAAGCAAAGAAGCAUGCAACUUUUGUCAAGCCUUGAAGAUAAAGAGAAACAAAUUAAACGCUUAGAGGAUAUUUUGUUUGAUCUAAAGGACAAAGAGAUCAAUACAUCAAAAGGAGAAUCAAAGUGUUGUGGGGAAGUUGCAGAAUCUCUGGUGAUGCCUGCUACAGUUGCAUGCCCUACAGAAAUUACUAUAAAAGAAAAUCCCAAAAUGUCAUUGUCAGAAAUUGAAACAAAGAAACUUCUAGAACUAGUAGGUACUGUGAACCGAAGACUAAAUGAUACCCGCCAUGAGUGUGAUAAACACAAAAGUGCCCUGCGCCAUGAGAGACAAAGACUGGCAAGACUAGAAGCAAAAUUAGCCCGCCUUGAAAUGGAUAAAAUGGGUCCCUUUUCUACAAUGAAACGCCAGUUUGGCAAUGGUGCGAAAAAGUCAGCUGCUUUAAUUUCAUUGGAGAGCAGCACAUUGUCCAAAGAGGAAUUAGAAGACAAACUAGAGCUGCUUCAGGAGGAAGUGUUAACUCUGAAAACCCGCCUAUCUUGUUUGGAGCAAGAAAAAGAAGAUGACUUGCGUGCAUUCUCCUCUCUUCUCUAUGGCUCUUCCCAGCAGCGGACUUCUCUGGUGAUGAAUCCAGGUGCCCCUUGUCUACCUCCCAUCGAACCUGGCGGUGGUGGUCCUGGUGCUGGCGCUGGUGCUGGCCGCGGCGCGGGCCCGGCCGCAGGGCGCGCAGGGCGGGGACUACGCCUACGACUCGCCCGUGCCGGACAGCGGCUACUCCACCAUCAACGGCCUGGCCCCGCCGCCCACCGGGGACGCGUACCGCUACGACAAGCCGGCCGGGCCCGCGCUGCCGGAGGACUCGCCGGCGACCACGACAACCACGACGACCACCACGACGACCGCGGCGCCCGAGACGACGCCGGCCGCGGAGGCGUCCAAGUCAGACGAGGCCGCCGACGACAAGGACGCCUACAAGUACGACAAGCCGGGCACUCCGCUCGAGGACAAGCCUGAGGAGGCCGCGACCGAGGCCGCGGC
This is a messenger RNA of Frankliniella occidentalis (western flower thrips), 2481 nucleotides long. Its product is annotated as polyamine-modulated factor 1-binding protein 1-like. Gene Ontology annotation, cellular component: centriolar satellite. The record is from RefSeq and is a predicted model, not a curated record. The coding region runs from base 244 to 2457 and encodes 737 amino acids. The transcript has 14 exons. Lineage: Eukaryota; Metazoa; Arthropoda; Insecta; Thysanoptera; Thripidae. Gene Ontology annotation, biological process: non-motile cilium assembly; cytoplasmic microtubule organization.